UGCGCAGCUGAGAUAAACAAGAACGAACAGGCUACAUAGUGGGGAAAACACAAAGCCAGGCACUUCUUCUUCCACGAAGACGGAGUGUAGUGCGUCAGCGUGGCAGCGGAUAAUUUGUGGUACUAAAAAGGACGAAAAGUGAGGCUUUUCUUUUCUUUUCCUGAAACGUUAGAGCGAUCUUUUUCGACGAGGAAGGAUUUUCUUUGAACAGCUGUCUGGAUACAAGUCUUCGGGCUGUGUUUCUUUGUUUAUGAACAUUACUAGGAUGAAAAACGUCGGCGCAAAAGCGGAGCGUCAGUUCUAGCAAGUGGAGAGGCUUGUCUUAGAGGAUGUGGAUGUAAUGUGCAUCUCUCGCGAAUGAUGUUUGCUUUUUGAUGUGUUAGUUGGUGAUCAGGGGACGCCGCCCUGCAAUUAAUAUCAUGACAAGUCAAACGACGUUUCUAUGGCAUUUUCUCUUCCUGCUCAUAUUUGCUGUGUGGGAAUGCAGAGCGGUGUGUGUGGAUGCAAUUUCAGACACAGAGGCAGUGUUGGGGCGAACCAUGAAGCUCACCUGCGUCUCAUGUAUGAAAAGAGAAGAGAUCACUGCUCAGACUAAGGUGUACUGGUAUUACAGACCUGACAGGGAUGCUGUUCGCCAGGAUAUCUACCUAUAUGAUGGCGUAGGGCAGGACAUGGAGGGGCCAUGGAAGGGUCGUCUGUUGUGGCAUGGCAGCAAAGACCUGCAGGAUGUCUCCAUUAGCAUUGUCAAUGUCACGCUGAAUGACAGCGGCCUGUACGAGUGUGUUGUGCACCGCCAAUUUUCCUUCAACUCAUAUACCCCUUCCAUUGAGAAGACAGUUGAGAUUGAGCUGGUGGUGCGAGAGCAAGCAAGUGAAGAUCUCACAGCACUGUACUCAGAGAUCAUGAUGUAUGUUCUACUGGUGUUCCUCACCCUCUGGCUGCUGGUUGAGAUGAUCUACUGCUACAGGAAGAUCUCCAAAUCAGACGAGCAAGCACAGGACAGUCCGACAGACUACCUAGCCAUUCCCUCUGAAAAUAAAGAGAACCCGCCGGGUCCUGCAGUAACGGAAUAAAACUGGUUGUCUCACACACAAUACGGUUCUGAUGAUUCAUAUUGGCUUAGAAAGAGGCUGAGUUUUGCAGGGACGGCGCCAGCGCUCGAAUAGCACUGACAUUACACGAAACCUGACAAAAACAAAUCCCUGUCGGCUUGCUCACAUAAUGAGAAGCGAAUUCUCCGCUGCUUAAUUAUCGUCCCCGUCUUUCUCUCAGUGAAGUCGACUGUUACACUCGAGCAAAACGGGGUCAUGUUGGUUUUUCCACUAUGUAUUGCCUUAGAGGAGAUUCAACAUUCUGAACAGCAAUCAGAGAUAAAAAGCAAACACACUGCCUAUUUACAAAAAAAAAAAAAAAAAAGUAAAAAAAAUAAUUCAUUAAAGAUAUUUACUUGAUGUUCAACAUACUCCAAAAACAUUUCAUGUUAUUUGAUAGUCUUGUUUUCACCAUUUUGAUAGAACAAAAACAAUUUUUAAAUAAUGUACUCCAACUGAUUGUGUUACAUCCUAGGCUUCAGGUUGGUUUCAGAGCAGGCUAUUUUUUGCCUUGUCAGGUUCAAAACAAAGUCCCUGAGUGGAUGAGAUGAGGUGAGAUAAUCAUUGUAGUCAGCUCAGCUCAUAUGAUAGCUUAGAUGUAACAUUAUGCUUUUGUGUGUGAAUGAACUUACCCGUGUUUACACCCUACAUGCGUUACAUCAUGCCUCUCAUGUCAUGUGAUUUUGAAGUUGAGGUUGUGUACAUAUAACACGAUAUAUGUAACAAACUGCAUACAUCCCUUUAGAGCCUUCAUAUCAACAGUAGUAAUGUUUACUGUAACUAUGUUGAAGUCACUUUUAGUAAUUAUUGCUCAGUAACACACUAUAGUGACUCCGGAAACCUUUACUUUUUAAUCACUACUAAUCUUACAGUUAUUGUGGACUAGUUGUGUGUAAUGUGUUUCUCUCUAGACGAUGAAGAGUUGUUUUUUUUUCUCUCUCAAACGUUUACAAGAGGACUCACAAACUAUCUGCAACAAAUACUCUAUAUGUGAAUACCAAUUAGUGUGUAACAUAAAUAGCUAGUGAAUGCAAAAUUGGCUCCUAUAGACUACUUUUACAAUCAUGGCGAUGUGACGAUGACUGUGUAUCUGCACUUUAUUAUCCCCUCUGGAAUUGUUGAUAAGCCUUUUGCGGUCUUUUAUAUUUAUACACGUCAGUACAAAGGACAAACGUGACAUGUUUUCAAGCCUUGUCAAGGAAAUCCUGUAUUUCUCUUGUGAAAGCUUGCCAUCUAUUAUUAAAGCAAAGCUGUGUAUUCUGAAA
Messenger RNA from Tachysurus fulvidraco (yellow catfish), 2356 nucleotides. It is a transcript of the gene scn3b, whose product is annotated as sodium channel, voltage-gated, type III, beta. Bases 420 to 1073 code for a protein of 217 amino acids. The record is from RefSeq and is a predicted model, not a curated record. Gene Ontology annotation, biological process: sodium ion transport; ventricular cardiac muscle cell action potential; regulation of heart rate by cardiac conduction. NCBI's taxonomy places the organism in Eukaryota, Metazoa, Chordata, Actinopteri, Siluriformes, Bagridae. Gene Ontology annotation, cellular component: voltage-gated sodium channel complex. The transcript is spliced from 7 exons. Gene Ontology annotation, molecular function: sodium channel regulator activity.